This is a messenger RNA of Nannochloropsis gaditana CCMP526, 1276 nucleotides long. RefSeq names its product photosystem II oxygen-evolving enhancer protein 1 (gene PSBO). Gene Ontology annotation, cellular component: photosystem II oxygen evolving complex. The transcript is spliced from 5 exons. Gene Ontology annotation, biological process: photosystem II assembly; photosystem II stabilization. The coding region runs from base 42 to 971 and encodes 309 amino acids. Gene Ontology annotation, molecular function: oxygen evolving activity. The record is from RefSeq and is a predicted model, not a curated record.
ACAGUCGCCUUUCCAUUCCUAGUCAUCUUCUCACUAAAACCAUGAAGACCGCUGUCCUUCUUGCUUCCGUCGGGUGCGCUCAGGCAUUCGUCCCUCAGAUGAACGUACAGCCCUCUUUCCUGGAUCAGCUCAAGAACGGCGUCUCCAAGGCCCUCCCCGUCCUUGUGGGCGGAUCAGCCUUCCUGGCCCCCUCCAUUUCCAACGCCUUGACGAAGGAGGAUCUUUCCUCCCUCUCCUACCUCCAGGUGAAGGGCACCGGGCUCGCGAAUCGAUGCCCCGAGGUGGUGGGGGAAGGCAGCAUUGCCCUGCAAGGUGGGAAGACGUACCAGCUCAGCGACUUGUGCCUGGAGCCCAAGACCUGGCAAGUCGAGGAGGAGGUGACCAACAAGCGGGGGGAGACGACCAAGAGCUUUGUGAACACGAAGCUGAUGACCCGCCAGACUUACUCUCUCGACGGUGUGUCGGGGGAUAUCUCCGUCGGGGAGGGCGGGAAGAUCAAGUUUGAGGAGAAGGACGGCAUCGACUAUGCUGCCACCACUGUCCAACUUCCGGGAGGCGAGCGUGUGCCUUUCCUUUUCACGGUCAAGGAGCUGGUGGCCACGGCUGCGCAGCCAGGGAACGCCCUCAAGCCCGGCUUCCAAUUUGGCGGCUCUUUCAAGGUCCCCUCCUACCGCUCUGGUCUCUUCUUGGACCCCAAGGGACGAGGCGCGGUGACGGGCUACGACAUGGCCGUCGCCCUCCCUGGUCUGCAGAACUCGGUCGAGGGUGACGAGGAGCUCUUCAAGGAGAACAACAAGAUCUUCGACGUGACGAGUGGGAACAUCGAGCUGGAGGUGAACAAGGUGAACGUGGAGGAAGGCGAGGUGGGCGGGGUUUUCGUAUCCACCCAGUUUUCCGACACGGACAUGGGCUCCAAGGCGCCCAAGAAGCUUCUGAUGAAGGGGAUCUUUUACGGACGUGUGGCCCAGUAAGUCGUCAACGCCUUGGGAAAAGGAGCGGAAAUAAGGGACGAGGAGGGGGGGGCGAGCCGGAUCCUCCUCCCUCUUCUGGAUAUCGGAAAGGGGAAGAUGGUGUAUUUCGUGACAUAUGUUUUGCAUUCUCUGUGUGGCGAGAGGUGAGCCGUCGCCUCUUGUGUGUGGGAGGGUGAUCACGAAGAGGGAGCGGGGGAGGCAUAGGACCGGUGAUGAUGCUACGAUAUAACCUAGAUCGCGGGAGAUGGAUACUGGAAAGAAUGACGAAGAACAGGAAGUGAACGCUCGGGAAAGAAGCACAAGGA